AUGUUCAAGAAAAAGCCGACUAUCAAAUCAGCUAGUAAUCUUAAGAAUUCAGAGAGGAAGAAGUUACUAGGGAAUGUUAGAGCUCAGUGUGCCAAUCAAGAGUUUCAGUUUUCAACAACUAUAGUGAAGCAAGCUACGUUUAAAACACCAACAGCUACGGGUACUAUCUUUACAGAUGAGGAUAAUAAGCCCAUAUUCUUUAAGGAGAAGCAUUCAGAAUUCUUGAUUCCUACAAUAUUGACCUGUUGGCAAUAUCCAGGGCUGUUGCACGUUGUUCUGACCCAUAAGCAUGUUUUGGAUAAUAAACUUAAAAAUGGAGCUGAUCUGAUGUUGCCUGGCACUAUACCUCCCUUCUCAGAUAAUUGUACAAGAGGGAAACUAGUCGGUGUUGCCAGCAGUGAAACUCCAUUUGUUGUUGAAGCCAUAGGAGUGUGCCAGUUAAAUUUGGCCGGAAUUGUGAAAGUUGUUGGAGAAACUGGCGUAGCUGUGAAGGUUCUCCAUACCAUCAAUGAUGGCUUAUGGGAAGUCUUUAAAAUGAGUGUGGAACCUCCCUCACAGUUACUAGUUUCACAGAAACAUGAGGUAGAAUUAGAAGCUCUAGCUCAAGCUGAUGAUGCUGGUGGAAUUCAGGAGGACGAAGAUUUACCAACAGCAAAGACUGCCUCUGGGCCCUUAGAGGAGCCUAACUCAUUGAGCGAAGUGGCUGAACAGUUAGAAGAACUGUCCAUUGAAACUGUCGACCAUUUUUUGACUCAGGCUGUCUACUACACAUUAGCUUUAGAUAACACUUUAAAGCUUCCCAUUGGUGCAUCUAAUUUUAUCGCAAACCAUGUAAUGAAAAACCUCCCACGCAUUCAUAAGACGCAAGUGUCAUUAAAGAGAUCUUCUUGGGCGAGGGCUUCAAAGUUCCUAAAAUAUUUUGAGAACCAAGGAUUUCUGAAGCUUAAGGGUAAAGUUGAGAACCUCACGGUUGUUUCUGUAAAUAAGGAUAAAACAGAAAUCAAGAGCUUUCAGCCUUAUCGAACCAUUCAAAAGAGUGUUAGUACAUCCUCGAAGAAUAAUGACAAGCAUGAUGUUGAAGUAGUGGUAUAUUAUCAACCACUGAACACAGCGAAAGCUACACUACACGCAUUGGGGAAUAACCCCAACGCUAUGUUGAAGGCUAAAGAUAUCAAAGCUAUACUGAACAAGUACGUAACCGAAAAGAAACUGGUGAAUGCAACAGAUGAAAGGAUCAUUCUCUUAGAUGACACUCUCUUUUCAUUAGCAUACAAGAAAUCUGCAUCUGAUUCCACUAGAAAAGUCUUGCGGGCUAAAAUGUUCGAUUUGAUAUUGAGUACCAGUUUUACUGAAGUGUUUUUUAUAUUCAAAGAUGGCAAACCGUUGUCCUCAAAGCCGCUAAAGUCAAAAAAUCGAAACGUUUCAGUCAUGACGGAAAUGAAGAUACACAGAAAGAUUGUUACUAGAAUCUCUAAUUUUGAGAUUUACGGCGUUGAUCCAGAAGAAUUGUCACUCGAAUUACGCAAGAGAUGCAGUGGAUCAUCCACGGUACUAGAGCCAAGCACACUUCAAAGUACAACAGAGGUGCAAGUUCAGGGUCCUCACGGAAAUACAGCGAUAAAUAUCUUAAACGAACAUGGCAUUCCUAGCAAAUAUAUUGACUUUGAUAACAAGUUGAAUAAGAAAAAGAAGUAG
This is a messenger RNA of Eremothecium cymbalariae DBVPG#7215, 1695 nucleotides long. RefSeq names its product Tma64p (gene TMA64). The record is from RefSeq and is a predicted model, not a curated record. The coding region runs from base 1 to 1695 and encodes 564 amino acids. The transcript has a single exon. Gene Ontology annotation, molecular function: translation initiation factor activity. Gene Ontology annotation, biological process: formation of translation preinitiation complex; translational initiation. NCBI's taxonomy places the organism in Eukaryota, Fungi, Ascomycota, Saccharomycetes, Saccharomycetales, Saccharomycetaceae.